AAUUAUGGGGUGGAGUUAAUUAUAAUUAGAUCUCAUAAUUUAAUGAUCUGCAUGCUCAUGCAAACAAGUAUUUCAGACUCACUGUUUAGACUGCUGGACUAGUGACUGCUGGAGCUAUCAUGCAAGGUGACAUAUCACUGCUUCUUCUGCUAGCAUAGGUCAGUUUGGCCACAAGCUCUUAUCUACAAUUUCCACGAAUUAACUUUGAAGGAAAAUUUAACCCUGACGUAGCCACGAAUAACAAUGAACGACUCAAUUUCUUGUUUGCUAGUAUCAGCAAGGAAGACAUGCUUUUGGAUGGUCGUGGCAGUUUCAAUAAAAAUGGCGCAAAUACGUGGAGUUUUGUUGAUUGCAAGGUUACUUCUGUAGCAUAUGGCAUUGAUAAUAUAAAAGUUGAUAGUGAAGAUGACUCCCUCAUUGGCCUGCCGCUAGUUAACAAUCCCAAUACUGCCCCUGCCAAAUUGGUGGAUAUCGAUGUCGAUGAACAGUUAUUGAGUUCUGUUAUUCAUGGAAUGAAACUCGGCAUUAAUUAUGAUAGCUUAAAUCCGAAACCCAACUGCUUUAUUGGUGAUUUUAAACCAGCUGUGGUAGCCAGUGAUUGGUGGGACCGCCAGGCAAAAUCUGAAGCGUAUUUCCAGCAAACAAUUGGUACUCGAGUUGUUUCCAGAAUUGAGAAUGUGACGUGGUCCAAAGUUGAAUCUUUACUUCCAGGAUCUAAGGCAUUGGAAUUACUCCAAGAGGCAUUAACAGAGGAGGGUACAGCACUCUCAAUCAGGUUCACCUUGUUCAAUUAUAGCAAGAAUCCUAGUGACAAUUGGUUUACAUAUGGAAACGUUGUUGGGAGCAUUGGUAUAUCGAAAAAAGACGACUCUUUGCAGUUUCCUGAAAGCCGUGUUAUGGAAUUUCUCGAUAAUCCUCCACUAAACCACACGGAUGAGGACUGUCGUACUAUUGGCGAUUGGAUGCAUGGUGCCUAUUUUGAUAUUGAUAUGGAAAAGUCUACAAUAAGCAUUGACAUGAGCAAUUCUUUUGCAAUUGGUGUACAAGGCAAAAUUUGUAAAUUAUUCAAACUCUAUCUUGGUAUAACCGAAACUGAAGGUAGUGAUACAAAGUUCAAGAUAAUUGGUGAAGUUCCAUAUCAAGAUGAAACAUGGUACAACAAAAAAGCAGGAAUUUUUGAUUUUAAGCUAGACAAAACACAAAUAGACUUGAUUCAAACACACUCGAAAGUUGUUGUUGUUACUACUGAAGGUGAAAUUGAAAUUGGAAAGAGUUAUGAGUCCUGUUAUUAUAAGAAAAUUUUGUUGUUGCACCGAGAAACACAAUUUUCGCCUUCUAGUGAUAAUGAUAGUUAUGCGUGUGUAUAUAGACUAUUAGAAGAAACCGCUUGCAUGAUUCGCCCUAUGGACAUUUUUGUUAAUAGAAUGGAGAAACACAACACUGCAGACAUCAGGCUGAAAAUGAAUUAUUUUGGCGAGAAACGUCCCGGUAGAACGGUAAAACUUCACGAUACUAGCCCUAAUGGUCGCACCUCUGAAACUGCUAUUUCUUACCAUGGAAAAGAUACUACAUCUAAUCUGGGUGGUUCAAAUACUAAAACGGCUACCACUGACAGUAAUGGGAUAGCGACAUUUGUGUUUAAGGCUGGAGAUGUAGGAAGGCCAAGAGGAAGCAUUAGAAUGGAUGGACAAGUCUUUUCGUAUAGAUAUUCCUCUCACGAUUGUAUUCUUCAAGAUAACUUUAUUUCGAAACUAAAUGCAAAAAAUAUUUGUACUCCAAAAAAUGAGGGGAAUUACUUUAUGUUUUUGAUUUGGAGCCCAUUCACUGAAGUCAGGCCAUAUUUCUGGGACAAGCAUAUAGAGCCGAUUUUUAAGCAGUACGAGAAUCUAUAUCCAGUUAUGAGCAGUAUUGUAAGGCUAGGCGACUAUGAUGAUGUAACAAAGCCACACAACGUCAAGUUAAUUUUAAAUGCUAUGAAUCUUCCUGAGGAGCAUGUGAGUUAUAUGCCCGUAACUAGAGAUUUGUCUCCUUCAAAACGAAACAUGAUCUUAGAAUGGCUCAAAACUCCUAAUUUACCUAGAAGCUGGGAAGACAUCGACCGAAAACUGUUCGAAACCCCAGCUUAUUGUGACGUUCAUUUCUUGUAUAAUGACAAAGAGGAACCUCACAUGAACAUUAACUCAAAUAAUGCUGACACAAGCCCUCAAAAAUCUGGUACCGGCUCAAAAAAAAAGAAGCUUGCAUAUAGACUGGCAGAAUCUAAACUUGCCCUCCACUUCUCAAACAUUUUGUCCCAUGUCAGAGAUCAAAACUUACCUAGUAGUGACGUACUUGAAGUAGUAGAUGAAUUUGUAUCUCUGACAAUACCUGCUUCCAAACUUGACUCUAGUGAAUUGAUGUGGCAAAAAUGUGAGACAAAAGACGAUUUGAUCAUUGCCCUCCAGACGGCUAUAGCUCUUGAAUUUUCAACGAUUCCCCCCUACAUGACUGCACUGUAUUCUAUCAAAGAUGGCUUUAAUCAGGAGGUUUACAGCAUUAUCCGUUCUGUUGUAAUGCAGGAAAUGUUACACAUGGCACAAGCAGCGAAUUUGUUGAUUUCUAUUGGCGGAAAACCGAAAAUGGAAAACCCAAAAGAGAGUUUUAUACCUAAAUGCUUCCCAACAAAUUUGCCCGGUGACGUUUUACCCAAUUUGACAGUGCGUCUUGCCAAGGCCUCACCACAGCAUAUUCGAGAUAUAUUUAUGAUGAUUGAAUUCCCUGAUAAAAUUGUGUAUGACGGUAACAUGCAUGUUGGUGAAAAAACAGUUAAUGCAUUGACAAUUGGAACCUUCUACUCUAAAAUUGAAAAAUGUAUGGAGGAUUUGGACGAGAAACGUUUGCUCGGUUAUCCUGUUAACCCAGAGACUGAUAAUUUUAUGAAUCAAUUGAAAUGGCCGUGGAAAAUGUCCGAUUCUUCGAGUAAAUUGUACCAGGUGAAAUGUAUUGAGGAUGCCAAAGCAGCUAUUGCCAUGAUAGUUGAACAAGGGGAAGGAACUGAUCAGUUAGAUCCCACCUACCUUGGCACACAAGAGCUGGCACACUUUUAUAAAUUUGGUGAAAUUGCGUGCAAGAAACAUUUGAAUUCAUCUGAAGAUCAUAAAACAUACAGUUACAAAGGCGAAGAUAUUGAAUUUGUCUCUGAAGGUGUUUGGCCCAUGCGUGAUAAUCCAGCAUCUAAAAACAUUCCUCCGAAUACACAUGUCUACCACCAAGCCAAGGUAUUCCACAACAUGUACCUUUCUCUUCUAAACUCUUUGCAAAUUGUUUUCAAUGGAAAACCCGAAGAACUAGAUGAAGCUAUAUAUGUUAUGGAGGCUAUGCAGAUUCAGGCUAAAAGGCUGAUGCAAAUGGAAAUUCCUGCACCUGAUGGUCACAUGCAAACAUGUGGUCCGAUUUUUGAUUAUGUGUGGAGAGACCCAGAAUGUGGUCCUGCUGCAAUGAUAGAGGAACAUGAGUAAAUUUUCGUGGCAUGCACAUACAACUGAACUAGAAUAGCAACUGUUUUGCACGUAAUAUUAUUUUUGGCAAAAAUUAUUUUGUGUGACACUGA
Halichondria panicea is the source of this 3589-nucleotide messenger RNA. RefSeq lists its product as uncharacterized. NCBI's taxonomy places the organism in Eukaryota, Metazoa, Porifera, Demospongiae, Suberitida, Halichondriidae. The record is from RefSeq and is a predicted model, not a curated record. The coding region runs from base 288 to 3497 and encodes 1069 amino acids. The transcript has 2 exons.